GCUCCCCGCUAAUCAUCGUCUUUUCGCCCCGCCAUAACGCUGUUUAUCGUUAUGGCGCCCCGCUAAACAUCGUCUUUUCGCCUCGCCAUAACGCUGUUUAUCAUUAUGGCGCCUUCCGGCUAGUCAUGCGCUGAGCAAUCUUUCAUAGAAGAUGGCGGAGCAAAGCAGUUACACCAGCCUUUUGAACGGAGACAAUACCACUAAACAGGAUCUAAUUAGAGAAUAUCAUUUUGCUGGCUACACGUACUCCGAUAUUAUUCUUAUUCUCUUCUACCAACAUCACGUAUCUAUAAGCUGUAGACAACUACAUCGGAUACUCAGAUCACUAGGUCUUCGUCGUCAGCAUGCGGUAACGGAUGAAGUAGUUCAAGCUAUACAG
This is a messenger RNA of Pecten maximus, 379 nucleotides long. RefSeq lists its product as uncharacterized. NCBI's taxonomy places the organism in Eukaryota, Metazoa, Mollusca, Bivalvia, Pectinida, Pectinidae. The record is from RefSeq and is a predicted model, not a curated record.